CUUACUUACAUAACCUACACAAUGCUUUAUCCAGAACUCUCAUCCUUAGAAGACUUCGAAUUCAUCAAAAAUCUUGGAUCAGGAUACUCAUCCACUGUUGAUCUAUACAGACACAUCUAAAGCGACAGAAUAGUGGCAGUGAAGAAAUUAUCAAUCAAGAAUUUAACUUAAUCUGAAUGCAGGAAAACCUACGAUACUGAAAUAACCAUCUUAACUAAACUGAAAGGUUGUUCCAAUGUAGUCCAAUUAAUCGGCUUCGGAUUCUACACCACUAUCGAAAUCAGUACCAGAAGAACUAGAACUUUAAACAAUUAUUUCCUAAUUUUAGAAUACAUUGAUGCUUAACCAUUGGACAAAAAUAGUGAAAGAAUUACUAAAUAAUUCUACUACAAACUUUUAUAAACUCUGUAGAGGAUUCAUGAAUUGGGAGUAGUUCAUAGAGAUUUAAAUCUAAAUAAUGUUCUAAUUUAAAACAACGAACCUAUACUCAUUGACUUUGCCUUUGGUGCAGUGACGAAUGGCAAAUAGAAAUUCACUGAAUUUUAUGGAACUAAACCAUAUGUGGCACCAGAGAUUGUUGAUGGUUAGUCCUAUCUCCCAUACCCUACUGAAGUUUACAGUUUAGGUGUUAUUUUAUUGGAAUUGAUAAACAACGAGGACUCCAAAGAAAUUGCAGCCUAAAUGAUGCAAUAGAAUCCGUAUAAAAGACCUAAUUUGGAGGAUUUCAUUGCUCAUCCUUGGUUUUAAUCUUGAUGUACUUAGUUAUUUGUAUUUCUCUAAAAUCAA
Paramecium tetraurelia is the source of this 786-nucleotide messenger RNA. RefSeq lists its product as uncharacterized. NCBI's taxonomy places the organism in Eukaryota, Ciliophora, Oligohymenophorea, Peniculida, Parameciidae. The record is from RefSeq and is a predicted model, not a curated record. The transcript is spliced from 3 exons. Gene Ontology annotation, biological process: mitotic DNA damage checkpoint signaling; protein phosphorylation. Gene Ontology annotation, cellular component: cytoplasm; nucleus. Gene Ontology annotation, molecular function: ATP binding; protein serine/threonine kinase activity.